Lolium perenne is the source of this 709-nucleotide messenger RNA. RefSeq names its product auxin-responsive protein SAUR36. Gene Ontology annotation, biological process: response to auxin. NCBI's taxonomy places the organism in Eukaryota, Viridiplantae, Streptophyta, Magnoliopsida, Poales, Poaceae. The record is from RefSeq and is a predicted model, not a curated record.
CCAUCGCCACACACAAUCUAACAUUUGUCUCUGAUCAUUUCCUCAGAGUCAAACUCCCUUUCCUUCAAAAUCAAAACAAGCAACCAUGAUGAGCUCCAAGAAACUAGCUCAACUUUCCAAGAAGUGGCAGGGAAUCGGUACAAUCGGCCGAAGAUGGGCCACGGCAACUGACAAGGGUGUCCACCCAUCCUGCAGCUCAGUUGCAGGCAAGGGCCACUUCGUUGUCUACUCCUCCAAUGGGAGGCGUUUCGAGAUCCCCCUAGCGUGCCUCCACACGACGGUCUUCGAAGAGCUUCUGAGGAUGUCUCAGGAAGAGUUUGGGUUCACAAGUGAUGGGAGGAUCAUACUGCCUUGUGAUACAGCAAUGAUAGAGUAUGUGCUGUGUUUGCUUAGGAGAGAGGCCUCCGAAGAUGUUGAGAGAGCACUCCUCAGUUCCAUCACAAUGACUUGCCGCCACCCAAGCAGAAUGGUGCAAGCACCCACUGAACUUAACCAGCAAUUUUCUAUGUGGAGCACCUGAAGAGUGAACAUCUCCGGCUUAUUCUUUCUGUUUUUAUGUCCAUCUUUUUUCCCAAUUGUACUUUUGGAGCACAGUUUUUGUGCAACAUUUUUCCAAGGGAACAUUAUUGUGGAUGUACAGAUGGGUGCAUGUAAAAAUAAUCACAUUGUGAUUAGAAAAAGAAAGAAUCAAGUUUACCUAUUGAAGAAA